Messenger RNA from Trichoplax adhaerens, 1755 nucleotides. RefSeq lists its product as uncharacterized. Lineage: Eukaryota; Metazoa; Placozoa; Uniplacotomia; Trichoplacea; Trichoplacidae. Gene Ontology annotation, molecular function: ABC-type transporter activity; ATP hydrolysis activity; long-chain fatty acid transmembrane transporter activity. The record is from RefSeq and is a predicted model, not a curated record. Gene Ontology annotation, biological process: peroxisome organization; very long-chain fatty acid catabolic process; fatty acid beta-oxidation. Gene Ontology annotation, cellular component: peroxisomal membrane. The transcript has 19 exons. The annotation marks the transcript as partial.
GAUAGACGAUUUCUCCGACGCCUUUAUCUUAUUUUAACUAAGGUAGUCUUCUCGUCAUGGCUUACAUCUACCUCCUUUCUACUUUUUCUGCUCUUAGGGGCUUCUAUAAUUGAGGAAUGGAUCAUCUACCAAGUUGGAUUGAUACCGAGUCAUUUCUAUACUGUGUUGACUGAAAGAGAUGCGAACGGUUUCUAUCGACUGAUAUGGAUCUCCGUAGUGUAUAUAAUUACUACAGCCACGGCUAAGGGUGCGAGGAUUUAUGUUUCACAAGUGCUAUACGUCACCAGUCGUCGAAUUUUAAGCUUGCAGUUACACAAGAAAUAUUUUGACGAUGAUUCUUAUUAUCAACUACAUUUUCUGCAUCCUGAAAUUGAUAAUCCCGAUCAACGUAUAAGUCAAGAUGUAGACCGAUUUUGUCAAAAAAUGAGCACCAUCAUUCCGAAGAUUAUUGUUUCCGUAUUUGUCAUCUCUUAUUACACGUAUCAAACAUACGUUAGUGCUGGAUAUACUGGACCUGUAUCAAUCUACACAUAUUUUAUCGCUUGCGCAAUCAUCAAUCGUUUCAUUAUCGCGAGAUUAGUAAAAAUAAUUGUAUUACAGGAGCAAUGUGAAGGCGACUUCAGAUACAGACAUAUGCUUAUCAGAUCAAAUGCUGAAUGUAUCGCAUUUAGCCAUGGAGGUUACACAGAAGGUGUAAAAACUAAUAGCAAAUUGCAGAAUCUGCUAGCUACGCAAUAUAAAUUAGUGAAUAAAGAAUUAAUACUUCACCUUUUUGUCAACCUGUUCGACUAUCUUGGAUCUAUCAUGAGCUACAUGAUCAUAGGGUUUCCCAUCAUUAAUGGAAUGUAUGAUGGCGUGUCUGAUAUUAGUAGCAUAAUUAGUAAGAAUUCGUUUUUUUCGUUGUAUUUAAUAAAUUCCUUUUCGCAAUUGAUGGAUUUAUCAGCCGGUUUAUCUGAUUUAGCUGGAUACACUCAUCGCCUAUCUAACAACUCAGAAUUGGAAUCCCUUAGCCUUAAUUGUAACAAUUUACAACCUGAAACGAGAAUAUCUGAAGAUAUUCAUAUCGGUACUAAUGAUGAAUCUUUAACUGCAUUCUUUAUUAAAAGAAUCAGCUACGUUGCACCUGGAGGCACCAACUACUUAGUAGAAGAUUUAAAUCUACAAAUUAAAGUGGGUGAAAAUCUCCUUAUUAAUGGUGACACUGGAACGGGUAAAAGUUCGCUAUUGAGAAUUCUCGCGGGGUUAUGGCUUCCUUCAAAAGGAUCUAUAAUUCGCAAUCCUUUUUAUAAUAUCAUGUUCGUACCUCAGAGAGCUUAUCUGACAGAUGGUAGUCUUAGACAACAAAUUAUGUAUCCGUUGAAUGAUAUUUCCAAUGUACCAUCAUUAAUUGAUGAAUCGAGAUUUUUAAGUGCUUUGGAUCUAACCGGUUUGUAUCAUAUCGUGGAACGUACCGGUGGUUUGGAUUCAUUACCUUCUGCUAAUUGGCUUGAAAUAUUAUCUCCAGGAGAAGUUCAACGUUUGAUGUUUGCUAGACUUUUUUAUCAUCAACCAUCUAUAGCAAUUGUAGAUGAAGCGACCAGUGCAUUAGAUAUAGAGACGGAAUCUCAGCUCUAUGAAACUUGCAGGCAGUUAAACAUUACCAUGAUUAGUGUUGGUCAUCGAUCAAACCUUAAUAAGUUUCAUUCUCGUCGGUUAAAACUGGAUGAAAGUGGUUCGUGGACUGUUGAAGAUAUUUCACAAACUGUUGUUGAAUAA